This is a messenger RNA of Pristis pectinata (smalltooth sawfish), 1260 nucleotides long. RefSeq names its product beta-1,3-galactosyltransferase 5-like. Gene Ontology annotation, cellular component: membrane. The coding region runs from base 1 to 1260 and encodes 419 amino acids. NCBI's taxonomy places the organism in Eukaryota, Metazoa, Chordata, Chondrichthyes, Rhinopristiformes, Pristidae. The transcript has 2 exons. Gene Ontology annotation, molecular function: N-acetyl-beta-D-glucosaminide beta-(1,3)-galactosyltransferase activity. The record is from RefSeq and is a predicted model, not a curated record.
AUGGAAGAGCAGAGUCACGAAAGCAGUGCACUGCGAGACCGGCAGUACCUGUCGAGCAAACGCAGCAACAGCCUAGUUCCGAGCAGUUGGAAGUGCAUGUUCCACAGACGACAAUUUGACAACCGUUUUUUGAAGAAUGGGUUUGUCGUGCUGAUGAUCCUUUGUCUGAUCCCGGUGUUGCAGUGGAUCAGCGAUCGGAGCCGCAGGACAGUCCAACGACACUGCCCCUCGCGGUUGAAUGGUACCUCCUUCCUGAUGCAGCCCGCCAGCCGAUGUGACAACAGCGCCCCCUUCCUCGUCCUGCUGGUAACCAGCUCCCCCGGUGAGUUCGAGGCGCGCUCGGCCAUCCGCCAGACCUGGGGGAGCAAGCGACGAGUCGGCGGAGCAAGGUCAGUCGCCUAUUUCCUGUUGGGACACGGACGGGAGCGGCAGGACUGGAUCCGGCGGGAGGGCGCGCUGCACGGGGACAUCAUCCAGGGAGAUUUCGAGGACACGUACUACAACCUGACCCUCAAGGUACUGCUGGGUCUGGAGUGGCUCUGCUGCUCCUGUCCCUCCGCCUCCUUCGUGAUGAAGACCGAUAGCGACAUAUUCGUCAACACGGACUAUCUGAUGGAGUUGCUCACCCGGGACCCACGCAGGAACCUUGCCACUGGGUUAAUUGUGAAAAACCCCAGACCCACCCGUUAUAAAGCCAGCAAGUUUUACGUCAGCAAGGAGGAGUACCCUCGGAAAAUGUACCCAACUUACUGUUCCGGCAUCGGGUACGUCCUCUCCACUGACCUAGCCUGCCGUGUGUGGAAAGUCUCCGAGAGCGUUCCCAUGUUAAAAUUCGAGGAUGUUUACGUGGGGCUUUGCCUGGCGCAGCUGAAGGUAGAACCGGUGAAGAUCCACUCCAGACCCAUCUUCUACGGCCACCGGGUACAGUUCUCCAUCUGCUCCUACCGGCAGCUCGUCACCUCUCACCACAUCAGACCCGCCGAGCAGUUGCUCUACUGGAGAGGGCUGCAGGUCUCGGCCGAUGAGAAAUGUCCGGGGACGCGUGACGGAAUCCAAUUUACCCAUUUCGACGCAUCAGAGGGCGGGCGGACUUUCUUCAGUACGGAGAGUGUGGGGAAAUGGGGGAGAUCGAGUGACAGGACAGGAAAGAGAAGCUGGAGGCGAUCGAAGCGGAUCGCGGACUACCAAAGGGAUGUGAAUCUUGGAAAGGAAAACAAGAGAAAUGCCGAUGAAGAGAACGGGGUGUGGGCGCGGGGAUAA